AUGUACUUUAUGGAUGUAUUUACUAGUGAAGGAGAAAAGGAGGUGGUGAUAUUCAAGAGGAGGCAGGAUCCUACAUCCAUUCCUGUGGAAUGGAUUUGUUGGCUGAAUGGACAGCGUAAGAUAGCUCCGACUCCAGAGGAAAUGGUGGAGCUUGAAGCUAGGCGUGAGCGGAUUAAACUUAAUGUUGCCAGUAUGGUUAAAGAGGAAGAAGAAAAGAAAUUGAAAGGCUACAGUAUCUGGGUAAAAAGCAUGAGCGCUGGUGACGGGGUUGAGGAGACAUCGGAUAAAGCAGACAGCAUGAGGUCAACGGAGCCCACAGGAUCCGGGUGCACGUUCAAGCCGGGGACAUGGCAACCGCCGACUUGAAGCUAUUCCUCCUGGUGUUCUAAAGGUUCAAUACUGCAAUGCUCCGGGUCCUGUUCCUGCUUCUUUGCGAGAUUCACUGAUGAGAAUAGUGGUAUGGCUCAAGAUGGGCUGACUAGGCAGUUCCUAUUCGAGAGAGAACCUUCAAGACUCCAGUGUUGAGUCUUGAUUUCGGGUUUUUUCUUUUUAUGCCAAAAUUUACAUUUUGUAGGUUGUUCUCACAAUUUUGGGCAUCUUCGGGAUCAUCGAGAUUGUUGCACAUUGUGUCACACAACUGCAUUACAAGUACACCAAAAAAUAAAGAGGCCAAGUGAAGGCGUCAAGAGAUGUUUUGGGGAAAUAUUUUGUCUUUCUUCUGGAACGGAUGUUUGCUUGACAAUGUGCGAAGAUUGAGUUAAAAGCUCAAUUAGACUCGGAGUUGAAUCAUAUGUGAGCUUCAGCUUGUGCGGUUUCAUUCAAAUUCAAGGUUUGUACAAUGAUUUGUGAAGGCAUGUACCUUUCUAA
This is a messenger RNA of Syzygium oleosum, 867 nucleotides long. RefSeq lists its product as uncharacterized. Gene Ontology annotation, cellular component: membrane. NCBI's taxonomy places the organism in Eukaryota, Viridiplantae, Streptophyta, Magnoliopsida, Myrtales, Myrtaceae. The transcript has 6 exons. Gene Ontology annotation, biological process: response to oxidative stress; mitochondrial respiratory chain complex I assembly. The record is from RefSeq and is a predicted model, not a curated record. Bases 1 to 366 code for a protein of 121 amino acids.